Arvicola amphibius (Eurasian water vole) is the source of this 1818-nucleotide messenger RNA. RefSeq names its product iroquois homeobox 3 (gene Irx3). Gene Ontology annotation, biological process: cell development; regulation of transcription by RNA polymerase II; neuron differentiation. The coding region runs from base 1 to 1551 and encodes 516 amino acids. Gene Ontology annotation, cellular component: nucleus. Lineage: Eukaryota; Metazoa; Chordata; Mammalia; Rodentia; Cricetidae. Gene Ontology annotation, molecular function: RNA polymerase II cis-regulatory region sequence-specific DNA binding; DNA-binding transcription factor activity, RNA polymerase II-specific. The transcript has 4 exons. The record is from RefSeq and is a predicted model, not a curated record.
AUGUCCUUCCCCCAGCUUGGAUACCAGUACAUCCGCCCGCUCUACCCACCCGAGCGCCCGGGAGCCGCAGGCGGCAGCGGCGGCAGCGCGGGAGGCCGGAGCGGUCCCGGCGCCGGAGCCUCGGAGCUUGCCGCCUCGGGGUCCCUAUCCAACGUGCUUUCGUCCGUGUACGGGGCACCCUACGCCGCGGCUGCAGCUGCAGCUGCCGCCGCCCAGGGUUACGGCGCCUUCCUGCCCUACGCUACGGAGCUGCCCAUCUUCCCACAGCUGGGCGCUCAGUAUGAGCUGAAGGACAGCCCUGGGGUCCAGCAUCCGGCCACGGCCGCCGCAUUCCCGCACCCGCACCCCGCCUUCUACCCCUAUGGCCAAUACCAGUUCGGGGACCCGUCCCGUCCCAAGAACGCCACCCGGGAAAGCACGAGCACGCUCAAGGCCUGGCUCAACGAACACCGCAAGAACCCGUACCCCACCAAGGGCGAGAAGAUCAUGCUGGCCAUCAUCACCAAGAUGACCCUCACCCAGGUGUCCACCUGGUUCGCCAACGCGCGCCGGCGCCUCAAGAAAGAGAACAAGAUGACGUGGGCGCCCCGUAGUCGCACCGACGAGGAGGGCAAUGCUUAUGGGAGCGAGCGGGAGGAGGAGGACGAAGAAGAAGAUGAGGAAGAGGGCAAAAGAGAGCUGGAGAUGGAGGAGGAGGAGCUCGCUGGGGAGGAGGAGGACACGGGGGGCGAGGGCCUGGCAGACGACGAGGAAGAUGAGGAGAUCGAUUUGGAAAACUUAGACAGCGCCGCAGCCGGGCCGGAACUGACCCUGGCUGGGGCAACGCACAGGAAUGGGGACUUCGGCCUAGGACCCAUUUCGGACUGCAAAAAUAGCGACUCAGACGAUAGCUCCGAAGGCUUGGAGGAGCGACCACUGUCGGUCCUGAGCCUGGCCCCAGCGCCACCGCCUGUGGCCAGGGCUCCUCCAUCUCCGCCCUCUCCACCCUCGGGCCUGGACCCCUGUGCUCCCGCACCAGCGCCCUCCUCCACCCUGCAGAAGCCCAAGAUCUGGUCACUGGCUGAGACAGCCACCAGCCCGGACAACCCACGUCGCUCGCCUCCCAGAACCGGAGGUUCUCCUCCCGGGGCAGCCGUCGCGCCCCCGACGCUGCAGCUCUCGCCCGCCGCUGCCGCUGCUGCAGCAGCGGCACACAGACUCGUCUCUGCGCCGCUUGGCAAAUUCCCCGCUUGGACCAACCGGCCUUUCCCAGGCCCGCCGCCCGGCCCGCGGCCGCACCCGUUGUCCAUGUUGGGCUCGGCCCCACAGCACCUGCUGGGACUUCCCGGAGCCGCAGGUCACCCGGCGGCUGCCGCCGCCGCCUAUGCUCGGCCUACGGAGCCGGAGAGUGGAACAGGUGACUACAGAAGUAUCGCUGUAGUGCCUUGGAAAUGGAGAAAAAGUUGCUCAAGACAGCUUUCCAGCCGGUGCCAAAGCGGCCCCAGAACCACUUGGAUGCUGCUCUGGUCUUAUCAGCUCUCUCCUCAUCUUAAUUCUUUGAACAAUUUUUAAAUCGUUGUACUAAUUGUAAAAAAACAAAUCGCUCUGUAUAGUUAUGACUUGCAAGCAUGUCUGUGUAUGAAUACCUAAAAAAGAAACACUAAACCAACCAACAAACACACACACACACACACAAAAAGAACGAAAGAAUAAAGCCGGUUCCCCUUGGCCCUCCCCAGGUCGCUUCUUACUGCCCCACAUUAGAUUGUGAGGUUCGUUUGUUCUGUUGAUUUCGGGGGUGGGCGGGGUGGAGUUGCAGAGAGGAUAAGCGUGUCUGAC